Messenger RNA from Sorex araneus (European shrew), 564 nucleotides. RefSeq names its product C-X9-C motif containing 4 (gene CMC4). The record is from RefSeq and is a predicted model, not a curated record. The coding region runs from base 150 to 356 and encodes 68 amino acids. The transcript has 3 exons. Gene Ontology annotation, cellular component: mitochondrial intermembrane space. Lineage: Eukaryota; Metazoa; Chordata; Mammalia; Eulipotyphla; Soricidae.
CGGCCCGCGCCGCCUCCCUCCGGUGCGGUGACCUCGGCCCGGCCGGCCUGGGCUGCACUGGCCCCGAGGGGGGAGCCCGCCAGGGUUAGCCUCGCUCUUCCCGAGGCGGAUCAGUUAGGCCACGAAACGUUACAUUCAUUUUUCUGGAUAUGCCGCAGAAGGAUCCGUGCCAGAAGCAAGCCUGUGAAAUACAGAAAUGUUUACAAGCCAACAACUACAUGGAGGCAAAGUGUCAGUCUGUCAUCCAGGAACUGCGCAAGUGCUGUGCACGGUACCCCAAGGGAAGAUCACUCGUCUGUUCAGGAUUCGAAAAAGAAGAGGAAGAAAAGCUGGCGCUGAAGUCCAAAUCCAAGUAAAGUUCUGCUGAGAAGUUAAAAUGCUGCUCUACAUGUCCACCAAGCAAGCAUUAUUUCUCCUCUUACUCAGGCCAAGUAGCAGCAAAGAUCAAAUAAAAAAAAGUUAACUCUAAAAAUUAAUGAAUAUGCCAUCCUUGCAGAACAAAAACAAAUAUGUAGAAUGUAAAAAAAAUGGGCUGCUAAAAUAAACCUGUUAAUUGAAAAUGUU